Ceutorhynchus assimilis (cabbage seed weevil) is the source of this 1097-nucleotide messenger RNA. The record is from the annotation of a GenBank genome assembly. NCBI's taxonomy places the organism in Eukaryota, Metazoa, Arthropoda, Insecta, Coleoptera, Curculionidae.
AUGUACCACCAAUCCUACGAAGUCACUUACCAAAAUAAUUGUGAUACGACAACAAGUGGCAAUUUAGUGACGCCUUUUUCUGUGAAGGAUAUUUUGAGCAUGAACAUGCAAACUGACAGUGAAUAUUGUUUGAAAAAGGAUAAUUUCGCACCCAUCCAGGAACAAUAUUGGGACGUUCCGCUGUACAAUUCCAACGACCAGACAGGCAGUUGUUACUACAACAGUGACGAUACUGCAAAUUCCUAUGGAAGAACCUGGAAUGAUAGCGUUUAUAGUGACACAUCUCCGAUUGUUCAACCGUUGAAUCCUAUGUAUACGUGUAGUGCUUAUCAUGAUCCGCCAAGGGAACAACUAUAUGAAAGGAUUGAUAGUCCAAAACAGCAAGUGACCAGUUCGAAAACGGAGUUGCGGAAGUCCGGACGCCAAAGAUCCAAAAGAAAGCCACGUGUGCUUUUUUCUCAGGCCCAAGUGUACGAGCUAGAACAACGGUUCAAGCUGCAGAAGUACCUUACGGCGCCCGAACGCGAACUAAUGUCCCAAGCGUUGAAGUUGACGCCUACGCAGGUCAAGAUUUGGUUUCAAAACAGAAGAUACAAAAACAAAAGACAAAAAAUUGUUGAAUUGGAAAAGAAGGCACAGACAGAACAAACAAACGGUGUCACCGCUACGGAAACUUCUUAUUACGUACCCAAGGUUCCUCCAAGUAAUUACGUUUUUCAGAAUAACUCGUCAUCAUUCACGUAUACUAAUGGUGAUUUUUAUAGUGGCGGUGAAUAUAACAUGUAUGGAUCUUUGCCAUAAAUUUAUUAUCGUUAUCUUUAGUUUAGUUAUUGUUAAAAAUGUCCAUUGUUUCUAAAGUAUCUAUAUUAUACAUUGUAUGUUCUUUUAUCGUAUUAUUUUGAGGACUGAUUUUUAGGCUUUAAUAUUAUGUUAGUUUUUAAUUUUUAUUGUGUUGGUUGUAUUUUUUAAUGUUGCAUUCAAUAUACUUAGGGCAUUUUUGUGCAGUUGCCUACCUAUUUAACGAAAACAAUCUGAUUAGAUGUGAUGCUAAAAAUUACCGAUUUAUGUAAAUAUAUAAAAAUAAACGUGGUAUUUUU